GCCAUGGCCGCGGUGCCCGCGGAGCGGGAGUGGCCCCGCCGGCGGGAGGAGCGGGCCGGGGGGGCGAAGCGGCGGCGGCGGGAGGAGCCCCCUCAGGAGCCCCCGGAGAGGCCGGGAGAGCCCCCGCGGGAACCCCCGGCCGAGCCCGGGUACCUGGCGCUGGCCCGCGGGCUGCUGGCCGGCGGCGCUCCGGCCCGUCGCAGCCCCGCGCCCUCCCGGCCCGCCGGGGAGCCCGCGGGGGACGGAGCCAGCGAUAGGGACGAUCUGCUGGGGCAGCUGAUCCGAGACCUGAAUGAAAUCAAUGAGGUUCCUUUCUUUGAUGUCCAGCUGCCUUACGAGCUGGCACUGAAGAUAUUCCGGUACCUGGGCAAGGCUGAGCUGGGAAGGUGUGCUCAGGUCAGCAGGACAUGGAAAAUCCUUGCAGAAGACGAAGUGUUGUGGUACCGGCUGUGCCAGGAGGAGGGAUACCUGUUGGAUACGAGCAUCUCCGACCAUUCCUGCUGGAAGCUUGCCCUCAAAAACUGCAGAGCCAGAGAACACAUGUUGAAAACCAACUGGAAGAACCGCGUGGGCGCCGUGAGCCAGCUGCGCUACGAGCCCGGCAGGGUCCUGUGCGACGUCCACUCCUGCGACGGAGUCGUCAUGGCCGGGUACACCUCGGGAGAGGUGAGGCUGUGGGACACCCGCACCUGGGACUACACAGCCCCCGUGCUGGCAGCAGUGGCGGGCCCUGGAGGGGCUGGAGCCCCGCCACACGUCUCCUUUGUGAGGAUAAACAGCUCCCUGGCUGUGGCAGCCUACGAGGACGGGACUGUCAGUGUUUGGAGCCUGCUGUUGGGGCGGGAGCCGAUCCAUCACUUCCAGCACAACCAACGCAUCCAGGCCUUAGCCCUGGCCCCGGGCGGCACCGCGGUGGCCACGGCGUCCGGCUUCGAGGUCAAGGUGGAGAGCCCCGAUGACAAAGGAUUCUGGCAAACCCCAGGAACAUUUGAAAUCCAGAAAUUGGUCAACUUCCUUAAUCUGGUUCCAGAUGUCACGGGGAGCCCAGUGGCAGUGGCAGCUGCAGAGGACAUUGUCUAUCUCCUGAAAGCAGAAGAUCCUGGCAAAGUUCUCCACUCUGUCUAUGGUCAGCCUGUCACCUGCCUCGAUGUGUCUGCUCAUGAAGCGGCCUUUGGCAUCAAAACCUUUGGCUGGUUAUUGAAUGAGCCCAACCAGAUCCUUCUUUACAACCUGGAAACCAACCAGUGCGUGACCAAGGUGGGCAACUCCAUAGGUGACUUCUCAUGUGUCAACCUCCACAACAGUCCCCCCAACAUGCUGGUGGCAGGCAACAAGGACAGAAGGGUGAGGGUGUUUGACGUGCGCCGUGGCGAGGCCGCGUGCUCCCUGUACGCGCACCAGCUGGGGGUGUCUGCGGUGCAGAUGGACGAGUGGAAGAUCGUCAGCGGAGGGGAGGAGGGCCUGGUGUGCGUGUGGGACCAGCGCAUGGGCACCAAGCUCUGGGAGAUGCACGCUAGACAUCCCGUCCGCUACGUGUGGUUCAAUUCCCACAGUCUGAUCACUGCCAACAUCCCCGAGGAGAAGAACCCCCGAGGCUCCAGCAUCACUGACGACGACCCCAGCGUGCACCGCAAGUACCGAGGGAUCAUUUAUUCCUAUGAGUUCUCCGUGGACCAGCUGGCUGUGGAGAGCGUCCUCCCCAUCUGCCGCUCCUCCUACGACGAGCUGACAGGUUACAACUACAACAUCGGCCUGGCAGUGCCCUACGACAGCAUCUAGGGGACCCCUCGGCUUCUGGGGCCAGUCAGGGCCACGGGUGAAGGAAAAUCCAUGUGGGACAAGCACCCAAAAGUUGGUGUUGGCUGCACCAGUGGGCUGGGAUUUGCCAAAGGCCUGGGGAUGUGAACCCAAACAGAGCGUGGCUGCCCUGGAGCAUCCCUCUGGAAUGUGGUGUUCUCUGGACAUGUCCAGGGGUCCAGCCUGGUGGAGUGCAGAGGCUGAGGAGGGAAAGGGAGCACUGCAGGGUAAACAAAAGUAUUCCUGCUGCUUGUGGGAAAGAUGCUGCAGGUCCCGUCUUGGUCGGGAAGCCAGAGUGGGACACUGGAGGGGUGGGAGGCUGGGAGCUCUCUGAGGAGUUCUGGCCUACCCCAAGAGGGAAAAGAAUCACCAAGGAUUCGGGAAAAGCAUGUGCUGAGCCACAUGUUUGAAAUGUCUUUCCUGGUAAUGAGCUGCUCAUUUUUGUUUUCCUUGGAGUGCAUUGGAAUGUGCCUGGGAACAGGACAGGACCAUGCACAAAAGGUUACAGUGGCUGGGAGAGGGAUUGGGAUGGAGAGAGGGAGGGGAAGGUUCCCUAGGCCAGGCUGGAUGCUUGGGAACUCAGCAGGCCACACACACAUCAAAAUUAUUUUAGAGUAAAUUAUUUUUUUAAUUCUUUAAAAUCCUGGAUUAAAUGUUUUCUAAUUGUAUAUGUACCUCUAUCUGUGGGAUUUUGUUCCUGAGCCUUUUUGGGUGAACUGCCCCCUGUUCACUGGGACAAAGGGCUGGCUCAGGUUGUCAGGUGUGUUCUUUGCUGGAUCAUGUCCUUCCACAGCACCUGGAGGGUUUCCAGUGCUGUCCUUGCUUCCAAGCUGGGAAUUGAUCAUGGAACAGCAGGGAUGACGUGGCUGCAGUGCCGUGCCUGGGUAUUGAGCCCCAAAGCUGUGGGGAAGCGGCAGGUGAAGGGCAGGAGGUGCUGUUCAGGUGGAAGUGAGGGGUGAGGCUUUGCCUUAAGCCCAGGUAGUACUGACAGGUAAAACCAGUUUGGGGAACAAGAGCUCCAGUCCUGCAUGGAUCUUUUUACUGAUGUAAAAUGAUUUUAUUGUGAUUUGCCCUUGUAAAACUCACUGGUGCAAAGCAAAGCUGUGUCACUUCUGUUUAAGUUGAGGUUGAGUUUUAACUCGGCACCUUUUUCCUGGCUUAGUGGAAUCAGUGCCGAGUACUGGGGAGAGGCGUGGGAAUGUGCCCAGGCCUGCGGGAGAGGGGCUGGGCUGGCACUUCAGCCCUGUCCAGUCACUGAGGCAGCCCUCAGCUGCAUUUCACAGCUCUUCCUUCCUUUCUCGUGACCCCUAAGCCAAAAUUUCACAUUUUAGGUAUUUAAGUUACCUUUUCCCAUGUGAAGGAUACGCAAAAAGUGCAAGGGGCAAAGCUAUUCUGUCUGACCAAUAAAUUUGAUCUCUCAUAAA
Corvus hawaiiensis (hawaiian crow) is the source of this 3221-nucleotide messenger RNA. It is a transcript of the gene FBXW8, whose product is annotated as F-box and WD repeat domain containing 8. Bases 4 to 1779 code for a protein of 591 amino acids. Gene Ontology annotation, cellular component: centriole; ciliary basal body; Cul7-RING ubiquitin ligase complex. NCBI's taxonomy places the organism in Eukaryota, Metazoa, Chordata, Aves, Passeriformes, Corvidae. The record is from RefSeq and is a predicted model, not a curated record. Gene Ontology annotation, molecular function: protein binding. The transcript is spliced from 11 exons. Gene Ontology annotation, biological process: cilium assembly; protein ubiquitination.